Messenger RNA from Anneissia japonica, 1742 nucleotides. Its product is annotated as E3 ubiquitin-protein ligase RNF14-like. Gene Ontology annotation, cellular component: ubiquitin ligase complex; cytoplasm. Gene Ontology annotation, molecular function: zinc ion binding; ubiquitin conjugating enzyme binding; ubiquitin protein ligase activity. Gene Ontology annotation, biological process: protein polyubiquitination; positive regulation of proteasomal ubiquitin-dependent protein catabolic process; ubiquitin-dependent protein catabolic process. NCBI's taxonomy places the organism in Eukaryota, Metazoa, Echinodermata, Crinoidea, Comatulida, Comatulidae. The record is from RefSeq and is a predicted model, not a curated record.
UGAUGAAGUGUGUACGUUUCAUCUUGGUUUCAGUAUGUUUUUCUAUUUCAGGCGUUCGUCUGGAGAAUGUGUAAAAUUGGCUUGUUGAUAAGUAGAAUUGUGUAUAAAGUGUGUGACGGCGGCAAGAUCAGUAGUUAAUCAUGUGGAAUGAAGAACAGGAGGAUGAGCUGUUGGCUCUUCAAAGUAUUUACGAAGAUGAGAAAAUUUUUAUCCGAGCAGAUGACAAAAAAGGUGGGAAAUUGACAUUACCAUUGCAGCUGCCGCAACAGCCUUUCUACAUCAAGCUAUCAGAUAAACAGGCAAAACAAGCAUUAAAUUUGGGUGGAAAACUCAAGGAGGAGAAGGAUGGAACAUGCCUUGCAGUUGAACACCUACCACCACUUGUACUUCACUUUCAGUAUCCCAAGACCUACCCAAGUACGGAUUCACCUUCAUUUACUCUACUAUCAAAGUGGUUACCAACAAGCAUGCUGAGUUGCCUGUGUACACAGUUGGAUAACAUUUGGCAGGAAAACCAAGGAACAGUCAUCAUGUACUCUUGGUCUAAUUUUCUAAUCAAUGAGGCUCUAUCAUACCUAAAAAUAACAUCUCCACACGAAUUAAACUUUGGCUUUAAUUCAGAUAAAUCGUCCAGAUCAUCUGAGGUAAAUCCCGAUUCUCCACAAUCACAUGCACCAAAAUUAGAGGGACGAACGUUAGAGGUUGUUGACCCCAGAGCCGUCCAAGAUAUUGCGUCUCCAUCACUCCUUCUAAAAAUUAUUAUAGAAUAUGACAGAGAUCAGAGUCAAGAGGAAUUCAAAAAAAGUUAUUUUCUGUGUAGUGUUUGUUUCGCUGAAAAACUUGGAAGUGAGAGUAUGAAGUUCUAUGAGUGUAAUCAUGUUUACUGCAACGUGUGUUUGAAGAGCUAUUUUGAGGUACAAAUUAAAGAUGGAAACGUUAAGUGCCUCACCUGCCCAAAUCUAAAGUGCGACUCACAAGCAACACCUUGUCAAGUUCACAGUCUGGUAGGCAAUGAGCUGUAUGCCCAAUAUGACCGGCUGCUUCUAGAGUCUUCCCUUCAAAGCAUGGAUGACAUUGUGUACUGCCCUCGUGUUCAAUGUCAGACUCCAGUGAUAAUGGAGAAGGGCUCAAGUUUAGGUCAAUGCCCCAAAUGUCAUCUUACCUUUUGUUUUUUCUGCCGUAUGACAUAUCAUGGGGUUUCGCCUUGCAGGGUGCGUAAAGAAGAAUUACAGAAAAUUCGAGAAGAGUAUGAGAAAGGAGAUGAGAACAAGAAAAUAUACCUGGAACAUCGCUAUGGGAAACGAACAAUUCAACGCGCUCUUGAAGAGCUUCACAGUGAAGAAUGGUUGCAUAGCAACAGCAAACUGUGUCCUUCAUGUGGAGCACACAUACAGAAAAUUGAUGGUUGCAACAAGAUGACAUGUAUGAAAUGCCGAACUUAUUUUUGUUGGUUGUGUUCUCAAGUUCUUUCCUCCAGUAAUCCAUACAGCCAUUUUAACAACCAAACUAUUCCUUGCUUUAACCAGCUCUUCCAAGGCAUGGAUACAGAGGGGGAAGAAUUUGAACAGCUGGAGAAUUAUGUUUUUGAAGAAUAAUUCAGAUAUAAUGUAUAUAUUUAAGAAAGAUACUAAUCAGCAGAAACAAAUAUUUUAUUUUAUAUGUUGGUAAGCUGUCAGUUGCAAAGGUGGAGGCAGUGAUAAGGAAAGUAGUAUUAUGUACCCAAAGUUUUAAUUGUAAAAAAC